Molecule: messenger RNA, 1379 nt
Organism: Etheostoma cragini (Arkansas darter)
Lineage: Eukaryota; Metazoa; Chordata; Actinopteri; Perciformes; Percidae
Exons: 4
Coding region: 455-967 (170 amino acids)
Biological process (GO): protein ubiquitination
Molecular function (GO): ubiquitin protein ligase activity
Source: RefSeq, a predicted model, not a curated record
UGCCUAGACCUCCUCCCUCAACUUCCUGCACCCAUUUCUCCACCUGCCCUCCAUCAUCAAACACAUAACAAAGAGCGUCUCCUCCGCUCUGCUUUCCCAGCUGUUGUGUUUGUUAGGGUUUGGGCCGUGAGAAGAGAGGGAGGUUUCUGUCCCGCCCCCACAAAUACACCAGACACUCCUAACAAGCGGCAGACGAGCAGGCUCCCCAUUCACUGCAGUGUGGCUGUGCUGCACACUCCAAAAAGGGACAUUUUCUCUAAUGAAGGAGAACUGAGUCUGUUCUUGGAAUGACGUUUGGGCAUCACUUAUACUAGGAGCAAACUGGGAACGUGUCAACUGCAGCAACAUCUGCUUGAACAGGCCUUGUCAUCGGUGCUGUCGUCGUUGGGACUCCCAGGAUCCAAGUCAUUCACUAACUUUGAUCCAGUCUGCGGUCCACCAGCUCAGCUCGACAAUGGUUCUGUGUGAGGAUGGCGAGUGCAGCGUCUGCCUCCAACCCUACUCGCGGAUGGACAGGGUCCCCCGGGUGCUCCACUGCAGACACACCUUCUGCGAGCCGUGCCUGGAGACGAUUUCUCAGGCCAUGGGGGGGCUGCUCACAGUGGGCUGCCCUUUGUGUCGCCGGGUGACCUGCAUAGGACACGGCCUCAGCCUGCAGGAAGCCUUGUGGAUCAACAGCAGUCUGUGGGAGCAGAUACAAGAGGCCGAGGAGCAGGAGGAGCAGCAGGAGGAGCAGGAGGAGGAGGAGGAGGAAGAUGGACUGAAACAAGAAGCUGAGGAGGAAGGGAUGGAGUCAAAACCACAAGCAGAAUGCGCUUCCUCCAGCUCGGCCAGAACAAAGCUCAAACUGCCGGCCUUCUUCAGAAAGUUUAGUUUGACAAAAAAGAGCCCGGAGAGGAUUGUGCCCGGCAGUAAUGUGGAAAUGAAAUCGUGGCGCAGGCUUCCAACUGAAGAGACUUUGGGUUAAGGUUUAAAAAGAGGCGGAUCCCCGAUGACGGGACAAUAUUAUUGGCGGAGGGCAGGCGCCACUAGAAGACUCGACUCAACCUUGUCAGUGGAGGGAAAGUUGAGGCCGUUAGGGCUCGAGAAUCCAUUUGUGUUCCUGUCAGGACAUUGUUUUGUCCUCAGCCAAAGGUGCCCUGUCCCCCCAUUAUUUAUUCUAGGCCUAAUUCUCCCAGCUGGUGCUGUGGGAUUUGCUUCAGCUGUCCCAGGGGGACUCACACCCCGAGACCCCCUCGUAACAGAUGGUCUCCUGAGGACGUUUCCUUUUGAAUAGCAACUGCUGACCAUUGAAUACAACUUAUUGUUUUUUUUUUUGUUUUUUUUUAAUUUAUGAUAGCUAGUUGAGAAAGUAUUUAAUAAAACUAUUUUUGAAAGGA